This is a messenger RNA of Cinara cedri, 12072 nucleotides long. The record is from the annotation of a GenBank genome assembly. Lineage: Eukaryota; Metazoa; Arthropoda; Insecta; Hemiptera; Aphididae.
UGACAUAGGUCUAUAUUUUCUUAUUCGUAAUAUUUUAAUAAUUUUAUUACACUUUUCUGUCAUUAUCUAUAUACAUACUAAUACAAGUGCCUUAAAAUUGAUUUAUUUCUAUAAAUUUUUAAUAUAUUAAACAUUUUUAUGAUUUUUGUGAGAAAUGAAGUACUUCUUAAUUUAAGAUUGGUAUGAUAUUUAAAUUUAUUACUCUAUCUUAUAAUAUAUUAUCUUUUAACGCUUAACAUAGAAUCAUUUAAUUAUAAUUUUUCACUAAGAACUUAUUUUGUUUUAAUAUAUUUAGAUGGUUAAUCAAAACAAUCUGUAUUGUUUUCAAGUAUGAUACAAACACCUAAAACUUCAAUACAGCACACACCAAAAAAAAACAAAUUGGAAGAGCAGUUAAAUAUUCAAAAAGAAAAGUAUAAAAGUUUUUUCUUAUAAAAUUUAACAAAUUACCAAAAUUGAGCACACAGUACUUUUCCUUUAUCUCACCUAUUUCUUGACUUUACUAUUACUAUUAUAAGUUAUUACAAUACUAUAUUUGUUUUAUAUAAUACAUAAUAUUAUUAUAGGUUUGUUUUAUGCAUUUAUUGUUUAGUAUUGCAAAGACAGAUAGGCAUAUCAAAUCAGUAUGUAGAUUACUUUUAUGUUAACAUUUCUCUAUAACAAACAUGUCAAUUACACAUUAGUAGUAUACACCCACAGUAUAUUUAGGACUAGAAAUAGAAUAGAAUAUAUAUAUAUAUAUGCACUUAUUAAGAUAACUGAAAAGUAAUUUAAAGUAUAUUCUAUUGCUUUUUAAACUUUUUUAUUAUGGCUUCAGCUUUUGAGACCUUAUCAACCAGUAUAAUGAGUCGUACAAUUUUUUGCAACCAAUAGGUAUUAUAUUGCUUUUAAUAAAUCUUAUUUUCAUUCAAUAUGUGAUGUGUAAAUAGAAUGUCAACAUUUUUAAAACUACAGUCAAAAAUAAAAUGUAAAGAAAAAUGGUAUAACUAUUAGUUUUAGGAAGAAGUGUUUGAAAGUUUCCCACAGUGUUCAUCAUAAUUUUUAAUUUGCGACGAAAAAACAUAAUUGCACUUAAUUUAGUAGUUUGUUUAUAAUCAUUUAAAUUUUUUAAAAUUUACAGCAUUUCAACACACAUACAAUUAGUGGCUUACAUGUACCCAAUAUUUCUUCAAUACUGAAGGGGUUAAACAUAUUAAAUUCAAUGUAUAUGUUACUGUGAAUGUCUGCAAUUAGUGAAUGCUGACAAUCACCUAGUGAAUGUCGACAUAUAUACGCCUCCUAAAUUGGUAAAUGUUAAAUAAUUAAAAAAAUGUUGACAUCUAAAUUAGGAUUUAGGUCAAUUUUGACAUACAAAACACAAUUUUAGUUUAUGUUGACGUAUGCAUUCGCACAUAUUUUAGUAUAGACUAUACAGACAAUAUAGUGAAAAUUCUGUAACGAAUCAUAAGGGACCAAAAAAUUUCUUUUGUUAUAUUUGGAGAACUUAUGCAAUAAAGAAGAUUGAAGAAAAAACGCAUGGGUUGUAAAGCAAACCAACCAUUAUUUAGUAAUUUGUAUGUUACAUAGAGCUUUUCAUUAGAGUUUCCAUUGUAUAUAAAAUAGGUAAUUAUUAUUAUUAAACAAUACAAUAUUUGUAUUAUUAUUUAAAUUAUAAUUAUUUUACUAUACAAAAAUUGUUAUUAUUAAAAAAAAAGGAAGAUCCUUAUUGCAACAUAACAAAGUGUUAUAACAUUUUGUACUACAUAAAAUGGUGAAAUUUUUACAACUACACUUUUUUGUGGUGCACUUUGUUUUGCAAUUGUAUUGUGUAUACCUUUGCCCACCAAUUGAUCAAUUCGAUAAAUUUUAAAUUUAAGAAUUUUGUUUUGUGUAACAAAAAAAAAAACUUUCACUCGACUAAUUAAACUUUUUUUUUUUUAGCCAAUUGUAAAAAAUAAUUAUCAUGUUUUUAUUAGAUACUAAAUUAUUUAAUUUAUUAUAAAAUACUUCAUAUAUAUUUUCCAUUUUUAAAAAAUGUUUUGAUUAUUGUGCAAAUCAACAGUAUAAAAUAAAAUAUAUAACUGUAUUUGAAUGAUAAUAUCAUUCUAAAUGUUAGCGAGGUGGUAUAGUAUGGCUCUUAUCCAGAUAUAAUGAAAGUGGUAGGGCAAGCAUUUUAUCAUAUUAUUAACUUAUUCAAUGCUGAACAUUGUAUAAUAUGUACUAUUAUAGUUUUAUAUUAAUAAUAGUGUACUACUAUUUUUAUUUUUCUGUUAUCCUUAAAUUACAUUUAAAGGAAACAAUAUUGGCAUAACCAACAUUCACCGAUAUCGUUAUAUAAAUGUCAGUAUUCACUAGUGAAUGUUAACAAAUGGUACAAAUUUAAUUUAUAUGCCAACAUUCAUCAAUGAUUUUGGUGUACAACAACAUUAACUGGUGACUGUCAGCAUUCAUCAACUGAGGACAUUCACAGUAACUUAUGUAUAUAUAUAUAUAUAAAUAUAUAUUAUAUAGUAGUUUAAACAAUAUAAUAUUUUUACAUUUAUUAUAAAAAUUAUUCUUUUUAUGUUAUUUUGUAAAACACUUAAUGGUGUAAUGCAAUUAUUUGUACUUUAUUGAGUAAUUAGUGCAAAUAUGUAAUCAGCGAGGUAGUUUGGUUAAAAUCUGGCCCAUUUUCUCAAAGAUUACGACAGCCCCAAUUAGGUUGAAUACAUUUAUUAUAUUAGUUUAUUUCAUUUAAAAUUAAUAUUUUCUAUUUUACCAUGUCUAGACAAUUCUAAUAUAUGUAUAUUAUUUUUCACAAAAUGUUAAUGAAAAAUAUAAAAUUGAUAAUAAAAACCGUUUUUUCCAAUGUUUCUCUCUGGUUUUCCCCCAUUCCAAAAAAUAAAAGGGAAACAAUCGCUUUCUCAAUACACCAAUUAAACAAAAUUUUCUUGUGAAUGAAUAUAGAGGGACAUUUGCACAGUGAUGAUAAUAUGAUGAUAGCGUGCAAAUGAUUAACUCGUCUAGUACCAUGCUAUCUAGGACAUUCCUGUACAGUACCCAUAACUGUAUAUAACACACUGAGACCUGAUCUUUAACAUUUAUAAUGGAAUAACGGUCCUCACUAUUUUUCAAACUUUAAAUCAUUUUAAUGUUAAAUUUUUUUUGUUUUUUAAUUACUAAAAUAAAAAUACUGAAACAUUUAAUACUUAAUUGCAAUCAUUCAUAAUAUCAAUUACAAAUAACAAUAUUGUAAAUAUCAAUCCUAUAUAUUAAAUUUAAAAACAAUAAAUUUUAUUGUUAGAAGCACGAUUAAAGAUACUAGUAUAGUAUACUAUUUUUGUGAUUAAAACUUUACAAGGACUUUUAUGUCCUAUCCCUUUUUUAUUAUCUAUGUUUAUUAGUUAAUCAAAUAUCCAAAUAAUAUUUUAUUGUCACAGUAUUAGACUUCUUUAGGAUAUAAAAAUUUGUCUAAUUAGUCAUAUUAACAUUUUAGGUUACUUUACUAUAGUAAUAAUUUUACAUCAUUAAAUCAUUAAUCUUAUACCUUCAAUCCCAGUUAAAAUUAUAAUCAAUUUUAAUGAGUUGAACAUUUUAUAUUUCAGUAUCAAUACAAUGGUUUCAGAAGUUCAAAAAGUAGAAGUUCCUAUUAAAAAUGAAGAAUCUAAAUUAUGGUCAAAACACACUUGUAUAUUUUGUAAUGUGUUGUUGGAUGGCAGGUCAAAAAUUUUAGCUUGUUUGCAUGUGAUUUGUUUCGACUGUGUGGACAAAUACACAAUUAAUUCAAGUAAAUAUUUUAUUUUUCAUUUAUUAUUUCAUUAAAUGACUAAAUACAUAAAUCAUUUACAUAAUUUGAAUUUAGUUCUUGAGUGAUUUUUUUAAAAAAAUUUUAUUUUUUCAAAACUUAUGUUUUUUUUUAUGUGUAGAUAUAAAAUGUUAAAAAAAGGAAUUUGACUAAUUUUUAAAAAAAAUAUGAGGCAAUCUUCAAAAAGUUUGAUUUUUUCAUUAUGCAUAUUUCUUAAUUAAAAAUUGAUAAUUUAAAAAAAAUAUAUAAAUAUAUAUAUUUCCAAAUUUUUGGUUUUUGCUUAAUUCAUUGGUAUAUUCAAAAUUUAUUUUUCAUACUUAAUUUUAUAGUUUUUGUAUAUAAGCCUUGAAAAAGAGCAUUUUUGUAAUUGAUCUGAAAUAUGUUGAAAAAUUGAUAUUUAUCAAUAUUUAGUUUCCCUGUUACCUAUUCUAACGUGAUUUUAUUUAAUAAUUCCGAGUUUAUUUUGAUUUUUUUCAUUUGUUUUGUGAUACCCCCACAAUUCUUUUAAUUCUAUAAUAAUUAUUUUAUAAAAAAAACGAACAUACUUUGUACGUGAGUGAGCCACUGUUGUAGAUGAGAAGUUAAGAAGGUAGUAAGGAAAUUUAAUAUAUAUCUAUAUGUAACAAUCAACCAUUGUUAACGAAAAAGGUUUCAUAGAGUAUUUCGGUUAAUAGUAUUGCUUUGUCAACAAUAUAUUUAUUAUACGUUAUGAUUAAUUAAUUAAAUACACAUUAUAUAUUUUCUUAAAUAAUAUUAUAUCUAUUUUCCCUUUUUACCGCUGUUGUUUCCUAGUUUUUCCUAUUUAUUGGGAAAACUGGGAAAAUUAAAAAAUGAUCUCCCUGAAGUACCGGCCCAGGAAAAUUACAUCACAUUUUUAAAACAAUUAAAAGUUCUAAAAAACAUCUCUCAUGAACUGAACAAGAAUCGUUUCAAAUGAUUUAGUAUAAUUUUUUGUAGGAAUCAAAUAUAAUAAUUUUUUGUUUAUUAAAAAAAAUGUAGGCGUACAAUGCAAAUGUCUUGAAGUUACAAAAGACAAACUAAUAGAUUAUCCCAUUAUACCAGGGGCAAUCAAGGGCAAAUGUUGUGGAGUAAUUUGUGAUGCAGUAGUUACUAAAAUGUGUAUAAGUUGCAAUAGCUUAUAUUGCAAAAAAUGUUCAAAGGUAUUAUAUAGUAUAUACUUUAAAUGUAAUAUAUAGUAUAUACUUUAAAUGUAAUAUUUUAUUGACUUCUAUUUAAACUAUGAUAUAUUUUUUUUUACAGGCACAUUUAGGUACUGAAGAAAAUCAUAUUUUGGUAAAUUAUCCAUUGAAAAGAGAAUUUAAUUACUGUGCUAAUUGUAAAAAAGUAAGUUUAAAAAAUGUAAAACAAAUUUAAACUAUUAAUAUAUGCAGUUAUAAAUAAAUUAAUAGAAGGUAAUUAUAAAAAAAUUUUGAAUAUAUUUGUGUUGAAUCAAAUAAUGUUGAUACAUUCAGUUAUAUUUUUUUAAAGUAAAUUAAUUUUCAUACCAUUUAUCAUUAUUAUGUUAUAUUUCAGAAACGCACAGAAGUUUAUUGUACUAAUUGUUCAACAAUGCUUUGUUCUUUGUGUCAUCUGCAAAAUCACCAAAAACAUAAUUAUGAGGUUAUUGAAAAUUUGUGCAAAGAAAUUAAAUUCAAUUUUGCUCGUCAGGAAAAUGAAUUAGAGUAUGGACAAAAUAAAUUAAUUUUUACUUUAUUAUAAAAAAAAAAAAAAAAACAAUUUUUCAAUGUGGUAUAGCUAAUUAGUGAUUAUUUUAUAAACAAAUAAAUCUAUUUGAUUCUGAGUAUAAUGAAGAAUGUAUUUGUUUUACUAAGGUGUUAAAUGUUUUUUAUAUGAACACUUUUUUUACCAGAAAAAACUUAAUAUGGUGUAAACCAUUUCAGAAAGAAAAUUUUCUUGGAGUGGUACUUUAGGAAGGUCAUUUUUUAAUUUUCUCAAGAGUUUUCUCAUUAAAUGUGAAAAAUCAAAAAAAAAAAAGUAUAAAAUAUAUUAGUAAAAUAUUAAGUUUUUUUCACUGUGGACAACUUUUACCAGCAAUUUAGCACCAAUUUACAAUGAUGGCACUUUUUCUGAAAAGAAAUCUGACUGGGAAGGUACUUUAAGGAGGUGAUUUUUCAAUUUUGCCAAAAGUUUCCAGUAAAUGUAAAAAAACAGAUAAACUUAGAAAAAACAAGAAAAUUGGUACAAUAUUAAACAAAUUUUACUUAAGAAAAUAUAUAUAUAAUUCCUAUUCAAUUAUUUUACAAUAAUAUGACAUAUAUAUCGUUGACAAAGCAUCACUAUCAACUAAACUCUGCUCAAAAUUAUUUUUUUCAUAAGCAAUGGUUUAUCGUUGCUUUCAGAUAUACAUUAAAUUCCCUUCUGUAUCAAACCUUUCCAAUUACUUAUCUACAACAGUGGUUGCACCCAUCCCCAUUAUCCUAGAACAGCUUUUAUUAAUUUAAACUUACUUGAAUUUCAGAAUUUAAUAAUAGAGCUAAAACCUGAUUUUCCUCAUUAAACAGAUCUAGCGAUCUCUUAUUGUUCUCUCAUACAAAAGAAAUAUAUACAUGUACAUACAUAUAAUCUUUUAUAUUAAAUUUUUAAAUUAAUACAAAAUUCUGUCAAAUUCUAACCAAUUACUAUUGUAUAAUAGAUGAAAUAUUUAAAUUUUUUAAUUGUUGAAAACUUUUGAUUAUUUCAUAUUUGUAAAAUUCUUUUACAUGAUAAAUAAAUACAUAAUUAAGGUAGAAUAUAGAAGUAUAAUUACUUAAAAUUGAUUUCUAAUUUAGUAUAUUAUUCUUAAACAUGAACUAUGUUACUCUUAUUUAUUGAUAGUUUCACAUUUUUUUAGAAUUUUUUUUAUUGAAAAAUUUACAUUCUAUACAUAAUUUGCACAAUAAGUAAAUGUGAGGAAGGAACAAAUACAUUUUUAUUUAAGAACAUGACAAUGGAAGCCAUCUAAUGAUAGAACUCAACAUGAUUUUUUUUUUAUGUUUUUGUUUAACUUGCUUUAUAACGUAUUAACGUAAAUAUCUCUACACCAAUUGCGUUUCACAUCUUAACCAUUUACUUAGGUUCUUAAAAUUUAAAAAUACUUAUUUUUACAGAAUAAAUAACUUGGUUAUGGAUUAUUGUUUACAACAAACAGACAAUCAAAUAAAAACAAUAGAAUCCUUGAAAAAUGUGAUUAUAGAAGAAAUUAACACAGAAUUUUAUAAGUAAGAUUUAUACAAAUAUUUACCAAAUUACAAAUUGUUUAUCUUUUAAAUUUUGUUUUGUAAUUUUAGGUUAGAAUAUGAAAUAAAAAGUCGCAAACAAAUAUUAUUAAAAUUAGUCGAUGAACAUUUCUUAAAUACUUGUAAACAAAUUAAUGAAAAUAAACUUGUAUUAAAAAAUUUACAAAAUGAAAAUAAAUAUUACGCACAUUUAACAGAAUCUAUUUUAAAUCAUAAUAAUUCAUUUGAUUUGAUGAACUUAUCAGAGUAGGUUGUAUUAAAUUUGAUAUUAUACAACAUAUACUUAACAUAGAAUUUGUCUGUUGUAGAAUGAUUUUGAAGAAAAUAAGUAGCUUUAAAACUCAUUCCUCAAAUAUACCCAAAGAAGCAUUUGAAAGUAGCAUAGGAUUGAAUUUAAAUUGGGGCGAAUCUAUGAAUAAUUGUCUUUUAUGUAAGUUACUUAUAUAUUAUACCAUUAUGUAUUAACCAAAUUUUAAUAACUUCUAGCUAUUAAGAGCCUUGGGAAAGUUACGUCAACACCAGUUAUGAGUUUAUCAGAAAAGUUAAAUGUGAAACAUAAAAUGACAAACAAUAUUAUCCAGAUUUCUAUUGAGCCAGUAAGCUAAACUUAUUUCUAAAUUGAUAUGAAAUUCUUUUUCUUUUGCAUUACUAUUCUAUAUUACCAAUAUUAUUGACUACUGUUUUUUUAAUAGCAUUGCUACUUUUUCUUAGUCCAGAUCUACGUUUAUAAUAUGCACAUUAUUCUCUCAACCAUCAAUGGCUGUUAUUUUUACACUAUAAGUGUUUAGGUCAUAAGCUACAUUUGGGAUUGUACCUGUCCUAUACAAACUUGUUACAUUCCAUUUCACAAUCUUAAUAUCAGCAUUCCAUUUCCAAAAACAAGUCUUUAACCUAUGUAAUUUUAUCUAAGGCUUAAAUGUUGGUUUCAUAAAAGGACUAUGUUUACUAGGCAAGGUGGUUAUCUCUGCAUUAAACCUGUAACCUGGAGACUAGAUUACCCGAGCUAAUACAGGCUGAAGGGUAGCUAUUGCAGCAUCCAAUGAAAGAUGGGCAAUGGGACUUCAUUUUCCUUAUACCAGGAUAUGAAAUUAGAAAUUUCUAAUAAUUUAACAAUUAUCUCUGACUUAACUAUUAAUUAUUUCUGAGCAAAAUUUGACUUCAGCGCAAUGAUCUAUAUAAUAUUGUAUCAGUUGAUUCUCUGUCGUGUUCCUCUCAGUAUUUUAUAAUGUAAGAGAAAUACUUGAAAGUUUUUAAGGAGAUGUUAUUUAAUAUUAUUUUUUUUAGUUAGAUGAUUUUUUAGAUUGGUACUUUUGAAGUAGCAAUUUUUUGUGUAUUUUAAAGCAUUUUAAAUAGAUAUAGUAACUAAAUAUAUAAAUACAAAAUAAAAAAAAUGGAUGAAAAAUUGUUUUUUAUUUAUAUAUUUUAUUAUUUGUAAUAGGUUGUUAGAGCCUGUUUUAAUAAUUUCAUUAAAAUUGGAAACCCUGGUUAUAACUAACUUUAUGUUGAACAUGUAAAAAUGAGUGAAAUAUGUAUACAAAUUAAUAAUCAUUCUUUCUUUUCCUUUGCUAUCAUCCUAAUUAUUUGGGGCCUGCCUAAAUUAUUAGUUAUCUACAUUAGAAAUAUUGUUACAGAAAAAUACAAUUAAUUGUUUUGUGAUUUAUAUAGUGGAAUAUGAAUUGUGUAUGAAUGCCAAAAAAUAUCUGAACAGGUUUCCUAAUUUAUUUUGCAUUGUAUUCAAUUUUACAUAUAACACAAUACAAUCUAGUUCAAGUAUUUUCUGUUCGGUUUUACUGCAUGUAAUUUGUUUAAACUUUAUUCUAUUACUGUGAUUUUGAAUGCACAUUUAAUUUUGCAUUAACUGGUAUCUAAACUAUUAAAUUACAUUUAACAAAGUAUUAACAAUUUAUUUUUGUAUUUCAUUAUGUACAUUAUAUUGUUUUGCUAUUUUUACAGUAUAAAUAAUAUAUACAUAUUUAUUAAUAAAUUGUUUUUAGACACAUGAUGACAUUUCUAAAGAGACUUCAUCAAGUAAAAUGGAAGUAGACAAUCAAAUUCAUAAUAAUUCUAUUAAUGGUAAAUUUUUUAUUAUUUGAUUACAAGUCUUAUAGAUUGAUUGUUAUUAACAUUAAUAAUAAUAGUAAUGAUUUCUUUUUAGAUGAUGAUACUGAUAGUUCAGACUAUGAGCCACUCCUAGAAUGUUCAUGUUGUAAUCAAUGGUCUGAAGAAUUAAUUACAUGCAUUUCUUGUAAAAGAUGUUACCAUAAUCGUUGUCAUAUUCCUGUGAUACCUGAUUGUUAUCCAUAUACUAAUUAUGUGUAAUUGAUGUUAUAAAUUCAAAUUUGUUUUAUUAUUUGUAUUCAUUCAUAUGUAUUGUAACAUUAUGAGUAUUUUUAUUUUACAGUUCAUCAACUAUUAAAUGGAAGUGUACUAUGUGCGAAGAUAUUACUAAAUAUUGUACAGUGUUAAACGAAAAAUUAUUUCCAUUGGAUAUUUCUUAUAAUAAAAUAGAGAGAAAAAUCAUUGAGCGUAUAUUAAUGGAGUUGUAUUGUCAAAAUAAUGAUAGUGAACAUUUUAGAGAUUGCCCCGAUAAAGAAAUAGUAAGAUGAGCAAAUAUUAAUUUUGAUAUCCUUGAUAACUUGAAUAUUUGCUAUAUUAUUGGUUUUAGGACCCUUUAUAUUAUACCAACAUCGCUAAUCCUAUUUCUUUAAAUGAUGUUAAAAAUCGCUUGGAUUCUGAUAAACCAUAUCUAUUAUUUAAUGAUGUUAUUAAAGAUAUAAAAAGAAUAUUUUCAAACGCAAUAUCUUAUUAUCAUGUAAGUAUAUGAUUCAUGAUUUUUUUUAUAUUAUUUAUCAAUAAAAUAAAUUUAAUAUAUGUAUAUAUUAUGCAAAUAAAAUUUUAAAAUAUGAACAUAUUUUGCACAUGAGUGGACCACUUUUGUAGGUAAGAAGAUGGGAAGGUAGUAUAAGUAUUUAAUGUAUAUAUAUAUAUAUAUAUAUAUAUGCAACGAUUAACCAUUGCUUGAAUGCAAAUGAUUCUGAGCCAAGUUCGGUUAAUAUUAUUGUUAUUUCAACAAUAUAUAUGUUAUAUUAUGGUAAAAUAAUUACAUAUGCAUUAUGUAUAUAUUUUCAUUAAGAGGAAACCGCAAUAACAUCUACUGUCUUUGUCUUUCAAACGCGAGACAUGUCAAAUUUGCGUUAAGUAAGGACACAUUUUGUGCCAUUAGUUUUAAUAUUAAAGCAAAUUGACUUAUUACUAAGUUUAAAUGUAAGAAAAUUAUACAUGCCUUAGUGUUGAUGUUUUUGGAUAUUUUAAUUUUUAAGUAAGAUAUAAUCAUUUUUAAACUGUGAUAUUAAACAUACUCAUUUCUCAUUUAAAAAUAAAAAUAUAAAAAAAUCAUCAACACUAAGGCAUUUAUAAUCUUCUUACCUUUUGGUUUGAUAAUAAGUCAAUAUACUUAAAUAUUAAAACUAAUGAUACAAAAUGUGUCCCACUGAAUAUAAAUUUUCUAUAUCUUGUUUGUAAGACUGAGACACUAGAUGUCUGUAGAAUUCUCUUAAUAAUAUUUGUUUAAUAUUUACUUAAUUUACAUUUCUUCUAAUUUAUACCCAUUUAUUAUGAAAAGAGCUGGAAAAAUCAAAAAAUGACUCUCCUACAGUACCACCUCGGCCAGAUUUUCUUUCAGAAAAUUGCUAUCAUUAUAAAUCUGAGCAAAAUUUUUAUUAGAAAAGUUGUUUAUAGGACAAAAAAAUAUAUUGUAAAACCAACACAUUCCUUGCUCUGCUCAGAAUCUAAAAUGUAGGGAUCAAACAGUCUGAAAUAUUAUGUGGGUGUGUGGUCUUUUAUUUUUUCAGCAUAAUUGUACUUGAUGACCAUUUUCUUAAUUUCAACCCAUCAUAAUCAUACACAAUCAAUUUAAUUCUCCAGACUAUGUUAUUUGUUGAUAUCUUUAUUUUAUUUGCAUCAUAUGUAUACACAGGAUGAUUUUUUUUAUUAUGAACCAACAACUAUCUCUGAGGAUUUUAAGUGAAUUUGAUUUCUGUUUUUUCUAAUCUUUAUAUAAUCGUUUAAGAGAAGGGUCAUAUAUAGACAAUAUAUUACCCUUCCCUACACUUCCAGUCUAAACAUUAAACUGUUAUGUCUCAUAAACGGUAAAUCUGAUAUUAGUGUUAUGCAUAUCAAAAUUUCUAGAUAAAUAUUCUCUAUUCAAAUCUGUGUUCAAAAGGGGGGGCUUCCUAUUUUAAAAUCAAAAGUAUGAACUUAUUUAAGAUAUAUGGAGUAGGGGUAAAAAAUUAAAAAUGAUUUUAAAAUAAAUAUUAAACGAUUUCAUAAAGAUUAGAAAAAAUAGAAAUCAAAUUCACUUAAAAUCCUCUGAGAUAUUUGCUGGUUCAUAAUAAAAAAAUCACCCUGUAUAUAUAUAUAAUUUAUUUUAUUAAUAUAUAUUUGAGAAUUAACUAUGAAUAAAACAAUUUUGGUAUUUUUAUUUUUACUUUUUUUGUUAUUUAUUAUAGAAUCUUAUGUCUAUAUUAUUUUAUAUUUUAAUUAAUUAGUAUUAAUCUAUUGUAAUAGGUGUCUCAUCCAUACCAUCGUUCGGCCGUCAUUCUAAAAAAGUAUUUAACUAUACUGCUUUCUAAAUGGAUACCAAAUUUAGAAACAAUGCAUGAAUUACAGCCAAUAAAUGGUUAAUAAAAUUAUUUUUUAUUGGUAAAUUCAAUUUAUAUAUGAUUUUAAAUUUUGAAUUAAAAUUAUAAAUAGUUAUGACUGUGUUAACAUUUUUGAAUAAGAAAGUUAUCACUAUGUUGUUAUAUACAUUUUCUUUUCUUUUUUUUUUUUAUAAUUUUUGAAUUGUUAAAAAAUUUAGUUAUUCAUUAGUAAAACUUAAUUUUAGAUCUGUGUAUUGCUGUAAUAUCUGUGUAAUAAGGUUAUUCUUGAUACAAGUAAAAGUAUUACUUAUCAUUAUAUUUUUUUUUAAUCAUACAACAAAAUCAAAAUAAUUGUAUUAUAUUUCACCCUGUAAACUGUUUUAAAAAAGUACCUAGAAAAACCAGCAUGUAUUUUCUUAAAAUUAUUGCCUGG